CUUCUUUUUAGAUAUAUUGCAUACAUAGUUUACUAUAUUCAGUUAAAAAAAAAAAGGAGACAAAUGACAGCUAACCCAAUUGCACUUGAUCAACCAAUGUCUACAGAUGAUUUUACACUUAUUAAUAUCUGUUCUCCAACACCAACAUCAACAAAGAAUGAGUUGGCUAAUCGCUUAGUUCAGGCAGAAAAUAAGAGAAAAAGUCAAUUGCCUCGAUAUCCCGGUUUAGAAAGAUUUGAAUUGAUUCGAAAACUUGGAGAUGGAGCAUUUUCAAAUGUCUUCGAAGCAAGAGAUUUAAGAACAGGUAGAAAAGUUGCUAUUAAAGUUACUCAGAAAUCAAAUCCAUCUGAUAAGGAUGCCAAUCAAUAUCAUUUACAUUCAAAUAUAAUUAAAAAACCAAAAGUGACAGAGCGAGCCAAUAUUAUUAAAGAAGUUCAAAUCAUGAAAAAUAUCCGUCAUCCAAAUAUAGUACAACUCAUUCAUUUUAUGGAAACUCCAGUCAAUUAUUUCCUCACCUUGGAUCUAUGUGAAGGAGGUGAACUUUUUCAUCAAAUUGUCAAACUGACUUACUUCUCUGAAGAUCUCUCUCGUCAUGUCAUUACACAAGUGGCCCAAGCUGUGCAUUACCUUCACAAAUCCUGCGGUGUUAUUCAUCGUGAUAUUAAACCUGAAAACAUUUUAUUUGAUCCCAUUCCUAUUAUACCUUCUAAAAGACGUAUUUAUCGUCCUAGUGAUAAUAUUGAGACUAAAGAAGAUGAGGGGGAAUUUAUUCCUGGUAUAGGUGGUGGUGGUAUUGGGCGAGUCAAGUUAGCUGAUUUUGGUUUGUCUAAAGUGAUUUGGAAUAGCUCUACUUUUACACCUUGUGGUACAGUCGGCUAUACUGCACCAGAGAUUGUAUGUGAUAGGACAUACUCUAAAUCAGUUGAUAUGUGGGCUAUUGGUUGUGUCCUUUAUACUAUACUAUGUGGUUUUCCACCCUUUUAUGAUGAAUCAAUUCCUAUUUUAACAGAAAAGGUUGCGCGUGGCGAGUAUUCAUUCUUAAGCCCUUGGUGGGAUACAAUGUCAUAUUCCGUUAAAGAUUUAAUUUCACAUUUACUUUGUGUAGAUGUCAAGAAACGAUAUACAAUUGAUCAAUUCCUCCAGCAUCCAUGGAUUAUGCAAGGCUCUUCAGCACAGCAUCAUCAACACUAUACAACAAAAGAUGCCACUCUUUUGACAAACAAGCAAAUUCAACAACGUGUAAAUAACAUGUAUAGUAUCAAGGAUCCUAAUAAGGCUCUAUCACCUCCUGUGAUAGAACAAGAUGAUUCGCUUCUUUUAGACGAAGACAACAGCAUGGUAUAUACCACACCUGAUGCAGCAACGCUUAGAGGUAUCUUUGAUAUCACUUAUGCUGUUCAACGUAUGGGUGAAGAAAAAUCCCUAGUAGACAAUCAUAGUUUACCAUUAUCAGAUGCUAAUAAUAAUAAGCAACAUAAUUAUCAUCAAGUACCCUUGUCACAACAAGCUUAUAAUUUACCUAUAGCGCAAAAGUUAGCUAACAGAAGUUGUGGAAUAGCUUCAAGACGAUAUCAAAAACAACAACAACAACAACAACAACAACAACAACAACAACAACAAUAUUUACCACAAAAAGUAGCAAAAAAUAAUAAUCCGUUUAUAGAUCAAAAUAGAAGACAAUUUAAACUUGAUUUAAAUAAUGCUACUUUAUUAAAUAAUCGACGUAAUUUAAAAUGA
Cokeromyces recurvatus is the source of this 1737-nucleotide messenger RNA. Its product is annotated as kinase-like domain-containing protein. Bases 64 to 1737 code for a protein of 557 amino acids. The record is from RefSeq and is a predicted model, not a curated record. Gene Ontology annotation, molecular function: protein serine/threonine kinase activity; ATP binding. Gene Ontology annotation, biological process: mitotic DNA damage checkpoint signaling; protein phosphorylation. Lineage: Eukaryota; Fungi; Mucoromycota; Mucoromycetes; Mucorales; Mucoraceae. The transcript is spliced from 5 exons. Gene Ontology annotation, cellular component: nucleus.